Molecule: messenger RNA, 2834 nt
Organism: Porites evermanni
Lineage: Eukaryota; Metazoa; Cnidaria; Anthozoa; Scleractinia; Poritidae
Source: the annotation of a GenBank genome assembly
CUACAACAGCUUGUAGUUAUUAGGUCUCCGGACCUAAUAAAAAUAGCAAGGAAACCGGAAAGUGGUUAGUUUCAAGAAAAGUUUAUUAAUGCUUCUUUCAAACAGUCCUAGUUCUCCAUGUCUACCCACAAGCGGUCCAUGUGGCCCCAUACAACUCAUGAAAGAUGGACCACACCUCUGGUAUCUAUUGUUCCCUGCUCUUUUUGAACAGCAGGGGGCUAGAAAAAAGUUUCAUCUAGUAAUGCAGAACAAAUGGAUAAGUUUUUCCUUCUGGGCAAGUAACUAUUUUGAUGCUCAGUUGCCUGUCUUGAUUGGAAAGGGCCCAGUUAAGUUGUCUUGGCUAAAACUAAACAAAGACAGCCAUGCAACUGCCCUGGAACCAAACCAAACCUUGAAGGCUGCUUGCCCAAAGGACAAUCUGGAUCGAGUUUAAAGUUUUUUAAGCCCUGCAUUAGUGUGCAUUUUUUAGCACUCCAAUUCAAAUUAAUAGAGAUGUAUAAAGGAAACAGGUCCGAUGCUUCCAAUUAAAUAUUGUUACAAAUCAGUCGUAUAUAUGUACUAUACAUGCACCUGACUUGAAGAGACAAGAUUUUGUUCACAACCUGCAUGAUCUUGUACAUUUUAAUAAUAAUCCGCAGGGUGUUUUGGAAUUUCCAUCGGGUCUACCAUUACUGAGGCAACUGGGUUUAUUUGUAGGUGUAAUUACUAUAUCAAUUUUAACAUACCAGUAGUCCAAUAUAAUCAUACAAUGAAACAUAUAUUAACCAUACACCUACAUUGUAUUAUAGAAGGGACCCUGGUCAGUAUCAUCUUACUGAAGUUUGUUUUACAGAAACACUUAGGACCUCCUCAGUCUUAUUUCUGCUUAAUAGGCUGUUUUACAGUUUUGUGCUCAGUACCCUGGCCUUUGAAUAGAAGAGAGGCUAGAGUUAACCUUGUUUUGUUACCAUCCUUGUUUUUUACGUUUAACUGAUCAUUUUGACAGGCUUGUCAGCAUGAGAAUUGCAUUAUUUGCGCAUGAAAAGCAGGAAGGUUUUUAACAGAACAUUAGGUCAACUCCAGCCUCGCUUCUAUUACUAUUAGUACUGAGUAUUCAAUUGUAAAAUGGCCUGUUAACUGGAUGGGUGUCCAACUGAUAUGGUGUAUGGUUAUGUACUUUUUUCUAACACUGUAGUAAUAAACGUCUGUAUAUGUACAUUGCAUGUUCUUCCUCAUGUUUACGGUACUAAUCACCCCAUUUUAAUGUUGCAGCUGAAGCAGCUGAAGAAAUUAUUAAAGUUCUGUGGCUGAUGCUUGGCUGCUCCGUGCAAGUUAGUAUUUAAUAAUAAUGGUAAUCAUUAAAUUUGUAUUAUUUCAUUAAUCCUUUCACUCCCAGAAGUGGCCAAACUCAAAACUUGAAAAAAAUUUCCUAAUUUUAUUUUGAAAAACGCUGAAAAACAAAUGGGUACUAUCGUCCAUGUGAAAGUGCUGCUGAAGAGAAUUCAUAUGAAAGGUAACACCAUAGGAUCUUGUUCAAAAACUGAAAAGUUACAACCACCUUACAAGACUCCAUCAUUCACUCUGGGAGUAAAAGCGUUAAUAAAGAAAUGCUCACCAGGAAACUAUUAACUGUGCAUACCCACACCUCCAUUCAAACAGUCGCUAUUAUUUUUAUAGGGGUGGGGUAGGUUAAUAAUAGGAGGCUAAGAUAAUGGACUGAAUCUCUCUAAAAUUUAACUCUUCAGAGGCUUGCUGCUCUGCUACCUCCUAAUUUUGUUUAGCUUCAUACUUUCUUUUAAAACUGUCACUGUAUCUUGGCAGUGGCAGAACUAUGGGGGGAGCCCUGGGGGAGCCGGGCCCGUAAUUUAAUCUGAUUUAAUCUGAAGUUUGCAGGGCUGAGACAAAUUAUUUGGGAAGCCAGGCACUCUCCUAUCUUGGACUGGAUGAACAGGCGCCUCACUUCAGUGAAGAUCUGAAUACGCCAUAGCGUAGAGACCUUUAUGGAGAGUAUAUAAACGGUGUAUGAAAAAACGCACACUGCAGACUUUCAGGCGACUCACGGACUUUCUCAGCCUCGUGAGGUCUAGUUCCAGGCGGCUCAAAACGCCAGGGUUAAAUUCCUGUGAAGGGCUAGCCUAUACUUUUGGGUGCUUCGCCUUCUAAACGUUUUUCUAUAUCUGAAUAAUCGGACGAAAAGGGUAGAGCUAUCACUUAAAGAACUAGAGUAGGCCAUAUAAGAGAUCAUUUAUUUGUUCCACAAGUGUGACGUAACGUCACGUGAUUAACGAGAUCGAAGCGUUAAUGGCAGAAGAUCGUGCGAGCAGCAAAUUAAACACUUUCAAGAGCGAUUUCUGAGCCAAGUAGAUCGCUUACGGUAUAUGUCUUGGUUGGAUGAAUUGGCAAAUUGCUUGCGAUCUAGCAGAUAAUUUGCAAACCAAUCAUGUGGCCUGCCACGGACACCAUAUUUAUAGAGUUUAUCUAACAAUAUUUAAUGAUUUACUUUUGCUUUUGAGAUAUCUAAGAAGAGGCCACAAGAUAUAAGGUUACUGUCAAUAGAGGCCUUCAGAUUAUCAGUGACCUCCAUAAUCGCUUGCUCAGUAGAAUUGCUUUUUCUGUAGCCAAACUGGUACUUAAAUAAUUAAUAAAAGCAUUUUAGAACAAAUUUUACCUGCCAGUCUGCAAGUCUGCAUUCUUUGCACUCCGAAAUUGAUCCUUGAAAAUAAAUUCUAAUAUGUUUACACUUUGGUCGGUGGUUCACAAAAGUCUUUUGUAACUUUUAUUUUUAGUCUGAUAACAGGCAAAAAUUCCUGUUUGUUAUUCGGGACACAAUGAGUACGGAGCAACAGUAUUACAUA